Molecule: messenger RNA, 1200 nt
Organism: Labrus mixtus (cuckoo wrasse)
Lineage: Eukaryota; Metazoa; Chordata; Actinopteri; Labriformes; Labridae
Product: neurexophilin-1-like
Exons: 2
Coding region: 172-993 (273 amino acids)
Molecular function (GO): signaling receptor binding
Source: RefSeq, a predicted model, not a curated record
UUAACUGUUAAAAAUCUGGAUAUCUGAGAAAACCUCGCAGUGAGCGAGCUGAGAGUAGAAGCUGCAGAACAUCUCCUGCUGAGUCUCUGUCAGUUUGAUGUGGAUGUGGCUGGUCAACAAGAGCUUCCCAAAGUUAACUCAGCUAAAAUGGACUUAAACAGGUGACAGUGGAUGGAUCUUCAUGUAGGAAUUUCAUGCACUAUGGAGGCGUUUGCCAGGCAGAGCUGUGUUUGGAUACUUCUGAGAGGGACAAUUUGUUUGUUUGUUCUUGGUGAACAUUAUGGCAGCUUCACCUUUUGCAAGGGAGAUGCACCAGAGCUUAAUGGAGAUCAACACCCAUUUAAACAGAAAAACUGGGCUCCCAAAGCAAGGAGUUUGGAUCAGAACCAAAAACUUUCCAUAUUGCCACUUAUAAAGCAGGAACAUCUGGAAAUAGUUGGAGAAAGUCCCCAGCCUUACUCCAAUCCAUCCUCAAAGUUACAGCGCCGUCCUGUCAUGAAAGUUCACGGAUCAUCUAAAUUCUACCGGACGUUCAGUUGGGGUGACUUUUACUCAAACAUCAAAACUGUCAAAUUGAAUUUGCUGAUAAUGGGCAAGAUUGUGGAUCACGGGAACGGUUCCCUUGGAGUCUACUUCCGCCACAACUCCACCGGGGUUGGCAAUGUUUCUGUCAGUCUCGUCCCACCCAUUAAAGAGGUGGAGUUUGAUCUUGAGCGCCAAAGUGUGGUCAACCCCAAAGACUCGAAGACGUUUAACUGCAGGGUGGAGUAUGAGAAAACUGAACGUAACAAAAAGGUGAUGCUGUGCAACUAUGACCCCUCCAAAACAUGUGCUCAGGAGCAGACGCAGAGCCACGUCACCUGGGUCUGCUCCAAACCCUUCCAAGUCAUCUGCAUCUACGUGUCUUUCUAUGGCACGGACUACAGGCUGGUUCAAAAAGUCUGCCCGGACUACAAUUACCAGAGUGCAGAAGCAUACCUACCCAAAGGUUAACCAGAAGUCAAGCCAAGGACAAUAUUUUGAAUGUUUGAGUGGCUGUGACAUUUUUUGAUUGACUUUAAUAGAAGAUUUUAAAGGGAUUCAAUGUUGUGUUUUUAUUCAAGUCUUACAAUUUACAAAAUAUUCUAUAGUAUAUGUUAGGGUGCACUAUCUUGCUUGUUGUAGACAACAAUAUUUGUCUGAGACUGUGUAAAUUAAAAA